AUGAGUUUCCUUAAUAAAGUUGUUUUGGUGACUGGUGCUGGUUCUGGAAUCGGUCAAGCUGUAAGUUUACAGUUUGCGAAAUAUACGGCAAGACUGUCACUUGUUGACAAAGAUGAAGAGAAUUUAAAGAAAACUGGUGCACUAUGCCAAAAGUUAAUUCGAGCUAAAGUACUCACAACAGUUGCUGAGUUACGUGAAGAAGAAGAUAUCAAAAAAGCUGUAGCUAACACUAAAGCUGAAUUUGGAAGAAUUGAUAUUGUUGUCAACUGUGCGGGAAUAUACAGGCCAACUAGUAUUUUCGAUUCUAAUUUAGUUGAACUAUUUGACGAUGUAAUGGCAACUAAUCUCAGAUCUGUUGUGUUUUUGAUUAACUGUGUCGCUAAUGACCUAGUGGAAACAAAAGGAAACAUUAUAAACAUUACAGGAGAAAUGCGUUCGCUAGGUGCAUUUAAAGGUAUAGCAUACCAAACGACGAUUGCAGCUCUGGAGCAUUUUACUACUAGUAUAGCCUUGGAACUGGCUCCUAAAGGUGUUCGAGUAAACUCCAUAUCACCCGGUGUAGUGAAAACAAAUAUUUUGGACAGUGCUGGUGUUAACUCAGAAGAAAGUGAAGCUUUCUGGAGCAAGGCUUCAUCUGCGCCUCUAAAUAAACUGGUGAAAACUGAAGAUAUUGCAGAAUUUGUCACAUUUUUGGCUAGUGACAAAGCGAGAGCCAUGACUGGUUGUACCUAUUCAAUUGAUGCUGGAUUAGGCUUAUCACGACAUUUAUAA
Spodoptera littoralis (African cotton leafworm) is the source of this 771-nucleotide messenger RNA. The record is from the annotation of a GenBank genome assembly. Lineage: Eukaryota; Metazoa; Arthropoda; Insecta; Lepidoptera; Noctuidae.